Molecule: messenger RNA, 501 nt
Organism: Nicotiana attenuata
Lineage: Eukaryota; Viridiplantae; Streptophyta; Magnoliopsida; Solanales; Solanaceae
Exons: 1
Coding region: 1-501 (166 amino acids)
Source: RefSeq, a predicted model, not a curated record
AUGAGCAUGAUGAUAGAGCUAACUUUCUUUCUUGGACUGCAAAUCAAGCAAUCUCCCAAAGAGAUUUUUCUUAACCAAACCAAGUACACCAAGGAACUUAUAAAGAAGUUUGGUAUGGAGAAUGCAAAUUCCAUUGGAACUCCAAUGAGUCCAACAACUACGCUUGAAGAAGACAAGAAUAGAAAAAAUAUGGAUGAAACAAUGUAUAGAGGAAUGAUUGGAUCUUUAUUAUAUCUCACUGCUAGUCGACCAGAUAUAAUGUUCAGUGUAUGUAAGUGUGCAAGGUUUCAGUCAGCUCCAAAAGAAUCCCAUCGUACUGCAGUUAAACGCAUUAUUAGAUAUCUCACUGGGACCAGUAAAUUAGGAUUAUGGUAUGCUCAUUCUAACAAUUUUGUUUUAAAAAGUUUUUCAGAUGCAGAUUUUGUAGGUGAUAGGAUUGAUAGGAAAAGUACUAGUGACACAUUCCAAUUAUUGGGGAAAUGCUCUAAUUUCCUGGCAUAG